UUCAUUAUUCUGCCGUUUUCAAAAGAGUCCCCUUCUUAAGCUUAGCAGAUGGAUAAACUCGGGUACAGCUACUGUAGUGCAGAAGGAUCAUCUACUGCCACUGCAUCGUAGGUGAAUGAUUGAGAAUCAGAGCGAUCUCCAUGCUGUGAGACCCCACCCCAUGCUGCUCCCUCCUCUCAGGGGAUGGCCAAGGUCCAGGAUGGACACACAAACACAUGUGACAGCCCUGCGAUGUUAGAAGAGAGACAGGAUGGUAUGGACAGUGGUAGCCUGACUCCUGGCCCAGCUUCAGCUCGACAGGUCUGCAUUCAGCGCCACCCCAGCCAAGGCUUCGGAUUCAUAGCAGGCAGCCAGAGACCAGUCAUCGUGCGCUCUGUCUCUGCAGACGGCCCGUCCAUCGGCAAGCUUCUCCCUGGAGACCAGAUCCUGGCCAUCAAUGAGGAGGUGGUGAGCGAGGCUUCCCGGGAGAGAGUCAUAGACCUUAUGCUGCAAAGACUCCAUAGUUCUCACUGUGCUGCAGCCUCACCAGUCACCUAAGUCAGCCUUUAUAAGUGCAGCUAAGAAGGCCCAUCUGAGAACUAACCCGCCCAAAGUGCGUUUUUCAGAGCAAGUGUCCUUCAGUGACCCAGACUCAACAAUGCUAAAGGACGACUCUUUGCUACUCAUCCCUAAUGUGCUGAAGGUGUUCCUGGAGAAUGGUCAGAUCAAGUCCUUUACGUUUGACAGCCGCACCACUGUCAGGGAUGUGAUCUCGUCCCUGCAGGACCGCCUGUCCCUGCGUUACAUCGAGCACUUUGCCUUGGUGCUGGAGUCAGGUGGGCUGGACCAGAACCAGAGACUACACCUGCUGCAGGAGAACCAGCCGCUCUCACAUGUGGUGCACAGGACGUAUUUCCAGGGGAUGAAGUGUCUCUUUCGCAUCUGUUUCUUCCCCAAGGAUCCAGCAGACCUGCUCAGGAGGGACCCUGUAGCCUUCGAGUACCUCUACAUACAGAGUCGCAAUGACGUCAUCAAAGAGCGCUUCGGCAUGGACUGGAAGUCUGACGUCACACUGCGCCUGGCGGCGCUUCACAUCUACAUCACAGUGUCAUCGGCCAGACCCAAUCAGAAGAUCUCGCUCAAGAAUGUGGAGAAGGAGUGGGGUCUGGAACCUUUCCUCCCCCUCACUCUACUUCCCACCAUCAAGGAGAAGAAUGUGUGUAAGACCCUGUCACAGCUGCUCAAGACCUAUCAGCAUCUGCCUCCCUCUGGCAACAAGGUCCCUCCUCUCCAGGGAAAGCUGCAGUACAUGCGUGUGCUCAACGAUCUUCCGCCCUUUGGAGGCUUGCUGUUCCACACCGUCGGACUAGAUGAGAAGCAGUCGGCCACUACGCUGCUGGUGGGUCCACGGCACGGCAUCAGUCAUGUGAUCGACCUAAAAAACAACCUGACCACGGUUCUGACAGAGUUCAGUCGUGUUGCUAAGAUACAGCUGCACCGGGAGAACCAGGGCGUUGCCCGUGUAGAGGUGGCCAUACAGGAGGCCAAGCCUCUGGUCCUGUUGAUGGAGUGGCCUGAUGCCAGUAACUUCGCCUGUCUCAUCUCCGGCUACUACAAGCUGUUCGUGGAUCCCAAACGAGCCAUCUACUACCGGACACCUGGUCAGUCUUAUAUGAUCAAGGCAGAUUACAGAGGUUCCCACCACACCCACCCGCGCUCCAGCACUACAGCUGUCUCCAGUGGGGACCGACGAGGGGACGAGAGGGAAAGACCCAAUACUAGGGACCCAGGGUCCCAGUCUCAGAAGACAGCGACCGCCCCACUGCCCGCAGAGUCCCAACACCUGGGUCUAUGCCACGUCCAUCUCCGGGAGCAACAACAGCUGCAGGAGCUCCAAAUGCAGGCAGAUCCCGAGCUCGACGUCAACGAGAACUUCAUUUCCCAAGAGGCACCAGGGCGGCCCCGUACCAAGUCUGACCCGACGCUGCAGAAAACAGAGACGAUCGCCGGGAGGCCGGAAAGCCCCGUCCAGGAGAGCUCAGUGACGUUCAGGAGCAGAGCCCAAACCAUGGGGCAGUCCCAGCGAACUACACGGUUCUUCUGUGACUCCUGCAAGGCCAGGUUGAGGGCAGAGGGAGUGGCUGUGGCCUUGAACGGUGGACGCAGCAGCGCCUCAUCAAAGCACUGCUCCAGCGCCUGUGCCUCCCGCGAUGGAGGUGCAGUAGACCUGAUGGCCCUGCCUCCCCCGGGGAAUGAAGAGGAGGAGGAAGAAGAGGUGGAGGACGUAGGAAGAAAGCUGCAGCUGCCCCAUCCGGCCAUUGCUGCUCCUCCACCUGGGUUCAGGGACAACAGCUCGGACGAAGAUGACGCCAAGAGAGGACGGAAGUCUCGACCAAACCCCGUCACCCAUCCCAGCCCUGCAACCGGGGCUGCAGUCUGCAAGAGCUCUGCCAAGGCUUCUUCCAAGGAAGUGGUACCGGUUCCAGAGGAUGUCCCGGUGACAUUGAUAGACAACGUGGCCACCAGGACAGUACGGGACCAUGCCCAGGAGCUGGAUGAUGCUCUGGUGUCCACUCUGCAGGCCCUGGAGGCCCUAGCUGCAUCAGAGGACUUCCCCCAUCACCCACAACAGCCAGCUCAGACCACAGGGUUGAUUGUGUUGGCGGCCAUUACGCCUGAGUCAUCGCUAGACUCAGGGCACGAGACCAACUCCUCUGAGCUGACAGACGUCUCAGAGAUGGUGUCGGCCAUGAAGCAGCACCAGAACCAGGCCUACCUGUUGGCCCACCAUAUCAACAAGGAGCGUAUCUUCAGUCGCAGAGACUUCCCCUUGGCCAUACCAGGCUGCACCACCCAGACUAUUGGAGGCGGUGCGUUCUCCAUGGGUCAGAUCCGCGGCGGCUGCCCCUCAAAACCAGUGAUCCUCAGUAAGACUGUUCCCCUAAAGCUUAGCUCUGGUCAGGAGACUACCAGUCCAGGUCUCAGCACAGUGGAGCAGGGGAGUGACGUUACCCAAGAACCAACGCAGAGUGAGCCGAGUGAAGGCAAGAAGGCAAAACCAGAGCCCACCAAAGCGUGCACCCCAGACCGCACUGCGAGGUCACCUGAGGAGCUGAAAGUCUCCAAUCCAGGGCAGGCACCUAAGGUCAGCAAGGAUCAAAGGUCACCCGGUACUGCUGUGGGCAAACUAAGCCCGAAUUUCUCUGUGGGCGUCAAGGGGAAGAAGUCUGCGCCUCUGAGCCCGGCCACAACCAACAAAGCCUUACCCAUUCUCUUGCCUGUGGACAUAACUGCCUCCGCCAAGAUUUGCCCCACAAACAUGUGCCAAGAUGCCGAGACUGCCUCUAGCAAGACCAUCAAGCCUUCAAGCUCUAAAGACCUCUUGCCAAUUGAUGACCUGUUCUGCACAUGCCCAGUUAGAGAACCCGGGCCACAGCUAAGACUGAAGGAUCCACAUACCCAGAAGGUGGUGGUGUUCCACUCCUCUUCCCCUACAGAUGAUGAGCGUCUUUGUGCCAAAGGCCUCCAACUGGCCAGUAGCAAAGAGAGCACAGUGAGAGCAGCAGGAGGAGCAGGAGCAGACCCCAUCUUGGCCAAGCCCAGACCCCAGGCCCCAACCAAGUACUCCCAGUCCCCACACAUGCCUGUGAAAGCUGAGAGGAAGGAAGCAGCAGAGGCCAAGGCAGAGAGAUCCCAGGGUAAAGCUCAAGCUGAGCCACAUAAAUGCCCCCCAAAGACAUUCUCUCUCCUGGGAGACCCCACACACCCUACCUGCUCUGUGGACAAGGUCUCUACUCUCUCCUCUGCUGACAACAAGAACCAGGGUGGCGGUAAAGGGAAGGCCCAGCGUAGCACUCCCUUCCUAAGUAUCAAGAAUCUUCUGUCGGCCACGUUCCCAGCUCGGAUUCGCAGGGAGACUGAUGAGCGCCGAGCCCAGCUCCAAAAGGUCCGGCAGUACGAGUUAGAGUUUCUGGAAGAACUUCUGAAGCCCAAGUCGUCUGGGGGCGAGUACCUACCCCAGGGGUCCUCGCCAGUCCCCUCAGGCACCCCAUGUGCUUGCCAGCUCCUUACAAGUCCUGUGCUAAAAGCCCCUGGAAUCUCCAGAGAGCAACGCCGCAGCUGCGACUGCAAGAGGAUGUGCAGAGGCAUCCGACUGCCCGAUACGCCGGUCGGCUCAAUUGCAGAGACACAGCAGCAUAGAGGUAGAGAGAGACCCCUCUCCAAGACCCCUCCAGCGACCUCCAAAACCCCUCACCCCCAGGGAGCUCAGAGGAGACCUCAGACCUUAGAGAUCAAGACCACCCGAAUCCGCUCGACCAGUCUGGAGUCGCGGGAACCCAGGGGGGAGCAGGCUUCCUGCUUGCCCACCUGCACCUCUCGCACACCAGACUGCAUGGGCGCUCCGCAGUACAAGAAGCUCCAGAGGCGGUAUAGCAUCGGAGAGGUGGACAAUGCUGAAGGCACCCAGCUGUACACCGAGAUAAAACCCAAAGCCAAGAACCUGGAGAAGGAGAUGGAGCGAGUGAGGGCCGCAGGGCUGAGGCUUCCAACAACCGUGGAGCCCGUUCACAAUCAAACUCACACGACUGCUGCAGAGGCAAAGGGGAAGAAAGGAGUGUUCUUCAUCCAGGGAGAAGAGCUGCUGAGGGAGAGCAGAGAGGGGGCGCCGACGGAGAUGCUGCUGGGGCUGCCUAGCGAGGACAGUGACGACAGGGAAAAGUGCUGCUCUUUUUGUUUCUGCUACAGGAAGUGUGAAGCGGCGGACGAGAGCAGUGAGAAAGAAGAGCUGUCCUACUCCACCACCCUCCAGGUCCUGCCCGGGAUGCAGCUGGGAUCUCAAACCUUGCCCAUUGUCAGCAAAACGCUCCAGGUUCUCCACGCUGAGGGCUGCAGCGGGGAGGAGGAGGAAGUAGAGGAAGAAGAAGAGGAGCCGCAGACACAGGAGAUCGACCUACGGGCCUGCGGGACUCUGGAGGGGAGCCUGGCGAGGGUCGAAUCCCUGCAAGGAAAGACGUUCAGCCUGCCGGACGGUUUCCUCAAUGCCCAGCUGGAUGCUAAUGAGCUGCUAGCCAUCCUGCGACAGUGCGCUAACAUUCCCCAGGUGGAUAACGAAUCACGCCUACAGCCAUCCCGGAUCGCCGAGUACAAGCAGGAGCUGGCAGUGCGCUUCAAAGAGUUCAGGGCGGCGUGCAGGCGGGUGGCGAGCGUCGAGAAGAGCCCCUCUCGCAUGCUGAGCGUUGUUACGGCCAGCUUCCUGGUCCUCUGCGAACUGACUCAGACCUUCAUCAAGCUGGUUCGAGGGGUGCGUUCAGAGGCCCAAAGGCUGCAGCUGCUGCGGAAGGUUGAAGAGGUUGCUAUCAAUUACACUCUGCUGUUGCGUGCAGCCGAGGAGGCGAUGGGCCACUCCAGUAGUCUGCCUAACAAGAGCGUGAGUCCCCAAGUUACUACAACCUCCACUAACAUGGGCUCCCUCUCUCGCCCAAUCAAAACCCUGCCUACCCAGUAGAGACAAAGAAUGGGGAAGUUAGUAAAUAAUCAUAUAUGACAGUUGGGAGUGUGGGUGGCUGGGUCCACACUCUCAAUGUCCAGUAGUUAUUUAUUGUUUACAGGACAUGCAAUGAUCCAUCCUCAGCAAAAAUCGCAAUGCAACUGCUCCAUUGUGUGUUUCCAGGGGCUGUGGCAGUUGCAGCCUAGAGUGGCCCUGUGGUGUUCUAGCAUAAGAGACAAACGCCUGGUCACCGCUAUACAAAAGGUGCAAGGACCUACACCUCUGAAAUGCUGUGUGAAAACAGGGCUAACCACUCCUCCAUGUCAACUCUCACAUUACAGAGGUCCGUCUCAUUAUUUUCUAUGUAUAUUUGAGUUGUAUCUUUUUAGCAAAGUAUACCUUUUUGUGGAGAAUAAAAAUAAUGAAAAUAAUAUAUUAAAUGAUAUUGAGUAUAACAAAUAUAAAGAGUAAUACAUCUACAAUAAAUGUGCUCUGGGCAAAAAUACAGCAGAGAAAAUGUCAAAGUAGCGAAUUCUGUGAAUUAGGUAGUUGACGUGUUUGUUUGUUCAAUUUUCUAACUGUUGUAACACAAUAAGUUCUGUUGGUCAUCUGGACAAUGCCAUGACCUGCACCUCAACAAUAUCACAUGACCUGCACCUCAACAAUAUCACAUGACCUGCACCUCAACAAUAUCACAUGACCUGCACCUCAACAAUAUCACAUGACCUGCACCUCAACAAUAUCACAUGACCUGCACCUCAACAAUAUCACAUGACCUGCACCUCAACAAUAUCACAUGACCUGCACCUCAACAAUAUCACAUGACCUGCACCUCAACAAUAUCACAUGACCUGCACCUCAACAAUAUCACAUGACCUGCACCUCAACAAUAUCACAUGACCUGCACCUCAACAAUAUCACAUGACCUGCACCUCAACAAUAUCACAUGACCUGCACCUCAACAAUAUCACAUGACCUGCACCUCAACAAUAUCACAUACAUCACAUUCAGAAUGUUGUACCUCCUGUGAGAUUGGAAAAUCCACACAUUUGAAUUGGGUUGAUAUAAAAUAAACAUGAGGCCCAUUUACUCACCUGUAGAAUAAAACCACUGGUAUGUAACACCUAGUGUGGGCAGAUAUAACAGAAACGCUAACUCACUAGUGGCUAACCAAUCAGCUGGGUAGGAUCAAUGUUCUUCAUGAAGGAAAUGAAGGCAACCUCGCUCUGCAGUAUUUAGUGUAGUCAACCUCACGUUGCUGUCUUGGUUAGAGACACACACACAAUACUCACACACGACAAUCACAAUCCACACUAAACCGGGCACAUCAACACUUGUAAAUGAGAGAUCCACUUUAGCAAACUUAGCCUUCGAAUUCUGCACAACCUUCAGCAUUUGCUCCAGCUCACACAUGAUCUACGUUCAUGUUAUGUUUACAUUCAGUCAACUGAACACUGCUCUAGAAAACAAACUCCUCAUACACCUUCCAUUUUAUAAACCAUUUCAUCUUAGAAAAGAUUCAAGUUGCUAUAUUCUUCCCUACAAUCAUUUUACAGGAUUCCAUGUCACAAACCAUUCAAUGGAGUUAUACUUUUUGCUCUCUAUAUGUGCUGUUAUCACUUGUGCAAUACAGGAGAUAUAUAUAAAUCACUAACACACAAAGUAGUUUUCUAUGUAUUUUAAUAAAACUGACACCUGUGUUUUCUGUCUGAAAACGUCUUUCUGUCUCCUCCUGUUGUCAACCCACAGAGAUCGAAACAGCCUACAGCUAACCUCAACAGAAACUAUUCAGACUCUGUCCAUAACUGUUAUACUCUGACAGGAUACUAUUCAUACCAGGCCACGUGAAUUAUUUCACUGCACUACUGUCUUGCAUGUUUCCCCAAUUCUACCUUUGUUCUUAAGAGUUACAAGAAGCAGAAACGGCCCUGUUACCAGUGGUGUUGGCAGAUUCCGUGUUACUACUAGUUUUCUGAAGUGAGAAAGAAAGAAUAUACACCCACAAAAAAUAUGAGGAGGCUACUUAUACCAAUAAUGUUUGGCAAUGGAGAUUCUUUAUGCGGAGUUGUGUUGUUCUACACUCAAGAUGUAAAUAUUGUAAAACAGUUGGGAUAUUUGUGAGCCUGGAAAACACUUUUACAUUACUAACUGACUUGUGAAGAUUGGUUCCGAAUUCUUCAGCGUUUUGUAAAAAAAGAGAAAACAUGUCUGUACCGUAUAAUUUAUAGUAAUUAUGUUCCAUAGACAACUAAUAGUAAAAACUUAUAUUUUAAGAGUAUAUAAUGAGUAUAAAGCAUGGGACAUGUUUAUUUUUAUAAAAACAAAACAUUCUCUCAUCAUGACCACCUGGAAAUGUUUUCAAACAUUUAGUUUUUGAUGUAAUGAUAAUAUACAAAUAUAGUGUGUGGUUGUCAUUGUUGAGUUGCGUUGCGUUGUUGCCAUAUUGUGAAUGUGUCUCUAUGUUUCAUAACAUAAUGGACCUAUGUUCCAUAACAUAAUGGACCUUUGUUCCAUAACAUAAUGGACCUUUGUUUCAUGGCCUAUUCCAUUGUGUUUGUUUGCACUUAUUUAUUUACUUAGUAUUUAUUGGUCAAUAAUAUUGUCUUCACUGUGUUCUUCUGUCUGUACAGCCUGUCUCAUGUUUUAAGAGCAAUAAAGUGUUUUG
Messenger RNA from Oncorhynchus gorbuscha (pink salmon), 8132 nucleotides. RefSeq names its product FERM and PDZ domain-containing protein 3-like. The record is from RefSeq and is a predicted model, not a curated record. The transcript is spliced from 16 exons. Gene Ontology annotation, cellular component: cytoskeleton. Lineage: Eukaryota; Metazoa; Chordata; Actinopteri; Salmoniformes; Salmonidae. Gene Ontology annotation, biological process: signal transduction. The coding region runs from base 638 to 5485 and encodes 1615 amino acids.